AUGGUCACUAGGAUGCCAACUUUUCGUCAGGCAGCUCGGGAUGGAAAGCCCACUGCACAGAAGAAGCGAUACCCGUUACUACCAUGGAUCACAGAUCCGACUCUUAAUGUGAAAGAAGGGCCGACGCAUUUCUCGUUUUCCCAGCGCCACGAAGCCAAUUCAAUGGAGCUAUUCUUUGACCUUUUCUUCGUGGCUAACUUGGCUCUGUUCACCCAAUAUCACAUCAUAGUGGAUAAUGACGGCUUUGUGAACUAUGUUGCUUUCUUCGGUAUUCUCUGGGGCACAUGGUUCUCGAUAACCAUGUUUGACGUUCGCUUCGCAGAUGACUGUAUGUAUGAGCGUGCAUGCAAACUGGUACAAUGUGCCGUAUUCGUCGUGUUCUCACUUGUCGGAUCACAUUUCCAGCCAACCGGUAGUCGGACGUACGGUAUCAGCCAAACACCUUCCAACGAGACUCUUCAAAUACUGAGCUAUGCUCUUGCUGCCAGUCGCGCGUUAUUCGCAAUUCAGUAUCUCAACGUAGCAUAUUUCUGUUACAUUCGCGGUCUCAAGCAAGUCAUUCUACCAGUCGUCUUGAACGUCUUGUGCUAUUCUAUCUCGGCAACAGCACUCGGGCUUCUGAGUCUCGCGUUUCGUACUCCGGAUUAUCUAAGAUAUGUUUACGUCGUCUGGUACGCCACAAUGGUCAUCGAAAUCAUCUGUGUAUUGGGUGUGUCAGCAAAGUGGCGCGACAUCAGCUUCAAACACACACAUCUUGUUGAGAGAAUGGGACUUUUGACACUCAUUGUCAUUGGCGAAGGUAUUCUUGGAAUUGGGAAGACGAUAUCGAUUAUCCUCCGUACAACCCAAGUAUCAGAGUACUAUGGACUGACAUUGGUAAUCCUCUUGAUCAUCUUCAUGAUGUACGCAAUCUACUUUGAUAGUACACCUGAUGGCCUGAUCGGUACUCUACGACAACAGUUCUGGGCUUUUUUGCAUUUCCCACUUCACCUAUCGAUCAUCGGUGUGGUAGAAGGAGUGCAGCAGCUAGUACGGGGGCGAUACUUUCAUAACACCAUCCUCGAUUUUGCGGAUGAUAUACAGGAUCUCUGCGCCUACCAGCAUCUCGAAGGGUCCCAGCUUGUGGACCCAUUACAACUUGUGGUCGACAAUCUCAAGCUUGAGGACAAAGCAAACUCUCUACAACUUAUACCGCUGAUUAAUGACUCCUUGCAACGCGUCGCGAAUACGACGGGGAUCUGCAAUCCAGAAAACACACGUGACAUUCUCGCCUCUCCUGUUGGCUCUUCGAACUGGGUAUCAGCGCUAACAGAACCCAUUUACAAUCUGUUCUCAUCAGUGGCCGGUGGUAUUUACGCCUCGACGCUGGUGGACAACCAAGUUCCGACAGCCGAGCAAAUACAUGGCUUGGAACGAGACCUCUACACGCCAGCAUACAGCUAUUUCUGGGGCGCACUAGCACUGUUUGCAGCAACUACCGUUGUCCUGAAUCUUCUCUCUCGUCGAACAGCCUUCGACAUAUCAAUGUGGAUCGCGAUUGCCGCGCGUGUACAUGUAACGAUCGUUGCAAUCGUACUUGGCGUCGUGGGUGGGGUAGAUAUUGUGUUUUACUCCAAGUUCGGCUUCUCUGUGGGGGUGGCACCAAUCGCGUUCGCAUGUUUGUUCUGGAUAUUCGGCGCCGAUCAUGUCGGCCGUCUCUUCAGCAACCUAGCGCUUGAUAAGUCAGGGGGCCCGGACGAUGCGAGCGAUGAAGAGAAGAAAGCCAACGGAGACUCGGAGGACCAGCUCCUGCCCGGAACUACGUAUUUUCCAGCACCAAGGCAUAUAGAUGACGAAUGA
This is a messenger RNA of Pseudovirgaria hyperparasitica, 1839 nucleotides long. RefSeq lists its product as uncharacterized. The transcript is spliced from 4 exons. The record is from RefSeq and is a predicted model, not a curated record. Bases 1 to 1839 code for a protein of 612 amino acids. NCBI's taxonomy places the organism in Eukaryota, Fungi, Ascomycota, Dothideomycetes, Acrospermales, Acrospermaceae.